This is a messenger RNA of Cervus elaphus (red deer), 1897 nucleotides long. RefSeq lists its product as uncharacterized. Lineage: Eukaryota; Metazoa; Chordata; Mammalia; Artiodactyla; Cervidae. The coding region runs from base 1 to 1413 and encodes 470 amino acids. The record is from RefSeq and is a predicted model, not a curated record. The transcript has 7 exons.
AUGCGGAACCGGGGAUUAUCGAAUUCCUUUCCCAAAAGCUGGAGACAAGGAGUUUCCUCGAGUUCCCCCUCUCCUCAAGAACAAGGCUGCAAAGCCCUUCAGCAGGGCUGCAGAAGUGGCGCGGAGGCCCAGGCGGCGGCGUCUAAGCUCGGGCAGCCAGCAAACUGCAUUCCAAACGCUCGCUGGGCGCUCUGGAGCGCUCAGCUCCGUCCCUUCUCCUCCAGGAGGAGCUGCCGCCGCCCCUGCUGCCGCUUCCAGCCCUUAGGCGGGCACAGGCAAAAUCCAGCGCUCCUCAGCAUUUUUUUUUUUUUUUUACCUCUGCCGGGACGCCUGCCGACCCAUUAUUUGUACAUCCAAAUCAAGCGCAGGUCCCCCUUUCUUCUCGGCCUCGCCGGCGUCGGGCAGGAGCAGCGCGCUGUCCCCGCGUCCCCUCCCCUCACCACGCCAGGGGACUCCUUCUCCGGCGGUCCCAGUCAGAAGCCCCCUCUAGGUGGUGGUGAUCGGUGCCCCUUUUCUCCCGCACUGUUGACGGUGGAGGCGGGGAAGUCGGCGCUGGACCGCGGCGGCGCCCCCAGCAGCUCCGGACGGCGGCUGUCAGCGCUCUCCCUCUCGCCUGCCCGGGCUGAAGGUUGCAGCGCCGCCGAGGAGCUGGAGCUCCGCGAGCCCCUCUCAACCUCCGGCUGCCGGACUGCCCCGGGCUCCGGGUGCUGUCACCUACCGCCCCUCCCUCGCCCCAGCCCCAUUGGACCCGAGCUGAAGCGGCCCCGCCUGGCGCUCCUGCCGCCCGCGCGCUUCGACUUUGUCGGCCUCCGACUGGCUUCUCGGGAUGCUAAUCACUCCAGCCUCCCGGAGGACGGUAGGCGGUCGGGUGUGGGAGCCCGGCGAGUAGGAGGCGCUGAGAAAGGGGUCAAGUGUAAGUCAUUUCACCAUUCCAUGAUGGACUUCUUCAUUGUAAAGACCCCAUCUGCAUUCUACUAUUUCCUCAGGCAUUUGGAUAAAAUCUCGUCAUGUCCGAUUCUUUGCAGCCUUGUGGACCAUCACCCUCCAGACGCCUCUGUCCAUGGGAUUCUGCAGACAAGAAUACUGAAGUGGGUUGUCACUUCAGUGGAUCUUCCCGACCCAGGGAUUGAACCCUCAUCUCUUACUUCUCCUCCAUUGGCAGAAAACACAAAACUCCUGGGUCAGAGACAAAGGAUUUCACUGCUCACAGCCAGAGCAAGAGUCGGAGUCCCUAUUUGUGUCAGUUGCCCCAAGCCCUCCCAGUCUCAGAUUCCUGCAUGUGCAGUGGAUUGUAGACAGCAGGAGGACACUCACCUUGGGGAUUUACUGCUUCCACGGCAAGUGGGAACAAGCCUGCUCUCGGAGGGAGAGAUUGUGCCUCAUGGAGGCUUCUCACUGCAAUCGCAACCUUGAGAAAUAUCUCAGGUAGAGAGUUUGUGAGCGUGUUAAAUUUUUAGAAUACUCAGCAAUUUCAUGCAGAUACCACGGCAGAUUGCCUCUCUAAACAGUCGUCGUUUGUUGUUGAUAAAAAGAGAUUUUUAUUUUUUUAUAUGUUUUAUUAUAUUUUACACUUUUUUAAUGGUUGUCUCCUCAAUAUUCAAUGGAGGAAUGGAUAAUAAAUGCAGUGCUGUAAAACCAAGACAGUGAUACACACAUUUCCCUCAAAUGCAUUUCUGUGCCUUUCUUGUAGUCUGUAUUAAUUUUGCUUUGCAGUCUCAGCAUGUAUUGUUUGUUUCCCCACUCUGUCUUGUUACAUUCUCAUUUAUUUAAUAAAAAAUUUCUUCAGUACCUACUUGGUGUAGGUAAAAUUUUUGUGUUAAAAGCACUUUCAUAGCCUCAAAGUAGAAAUUGUAUUUCAUCUAGUUAUGAUGUAGUUUCUAAAACAUCUAAUAUAUAU